Messenger RNA from Anisakis simplex (herring worm), 381 nucleotides. The record is from the annotation of a GenBank genome assembly. Lineage: Eukaryota; Metazoa; Nematoda; Chromadorea; Rhabditida; Anisakidae.
AUGGCAGAUGAAGAGCUGGAGCUGUUGGGAUUAAAUUGUCGCGGUAGAACAGAAUGCAUCCGCCUGAUGCUCAUUUUGGCUGGACGAAAUUUUAACGAUCAUCGUUUGACGAUUGCACAGUGGCGAGAAAUGAAAACCAAAGAGAAUUUUCCCGACGAAACAUUACUACCCGUAUUGCGCAAUCAUAAAAGUGGCGAAAUCACAGUGGGUGCGCUCGAAAUUGGACGACGUCUGGCAGCCGAGUUGGGUUUUUACGGGAACUCAACUGAAGAGCAAAACGAAAUCGAAGAAAUUCUCGCCACACUUGAGUCAAUCCAAGCCCAUUUUGCACCUGUUAUUCGAGCGGCUUUAACGAAGAAUUACGAUCGUCGAGUUAGUUAG